Molecule: messenger RNA, 3838 nt
Organism: Mustela erminea (ermine)
Lineage: Eukaryota; Metazoa; Chordata; Mammalia; Carnivora; Mustelidae
Gene: GJC1
Product: gap junction protein gamma 1
Exons: 3
Coding region: 1029-2219 (396 amino acids)
Biological process (GO): cell communication
Cellular component (GO): connexin complex
Source: RefSeq, a predicted model, not a curated record
GAGGGGCGGGGGGGGAACGCAGGGGACAGGGGUCCCAGGAAGAGUGCGGCGAGGGGGGGCCGCUGCUGCCGAGACUUCCCGCCGAUCCCGGAGGGGCGUCUGACCAGCGGCCGCCCGCUGCCCCCUGCGCGCCCUCCCUCUUUGUCCCUGGGCGCGCGGUUCCCAAAUUGGGAGGGAAACGGCCCGGGGGUGGGCCCGGGCGGCGGGGGCCGCGCUGGGCGGGCGGAGAGCCCGGAGGACCCCGGGCGCGCACUUGGGCGGCGCUCGGCGGUGCUCGCAACUCGUCGGGGCGGUUAGGGGCGCAGGGCCGCGCCGGGGCCGCCCCUCGCCGCCGGGGCGCUUCGCGGGCUGGUCUUUGUCUCCCGACGCUCGGCCCCUGACAUCUCUCCCGGCGGCGUGCGGUUCGUUUGACUCCUUCCUCGAACACCGCUACCGGGACUCCUGCCUCCCGUUAGUGAUUGAGACAAGAUUUAGUUCGAGGGCUGGAAGGAGGGAGUCGGGGCGGGGGGGCGGUGAAUGGCGCGGUCGCCUCCUGAUUUACAUGUUUCCUUUACUUAAAAUGGGUUUUUUUUCACCUCCGCUGCGUGAAACUUUGGACAACUGUUUUGUUUUCCCUUCGAUCUGCAGAUUCAAAAUGAAGAGAAGGCGCUAAAGCUGCGAUUGUAGCCAAUUAUGUGGUUGGUGGCUGCGUUUGGAGCUUUGAGUUGAAAGGCUUUACGUGAAUGUGUGUUUUAGAAUUUGGGUUGUUUUCCUUCCCUUGCGAUUGUUUUCUAAGAUUGGGAUUACUUUUUCUUUGCGAAGCGGGCGGGUUCGGAUUUAUGAUUUGAAGGAAUGUUUGUUCAUUGAGAACCUGCGAUGCUCCAGAUUUCAUUGUGCUCACGCUUUAUUUUGUUAGCCUCAAGACCGGACUUGGUGGAAUCGAGUAAAUCAAGAGGGAAUCUGGAAAAGUUGUAAGCAAAACAUCAUUUGUCUAAGAAAGUACUGGGUAACAGAAGUUCCGGAUAACAGGGCAAAGCAGUUCGGUCACCAUGAGCUGGAGCUUCCUGACACGCCUGCUAGAGGAGAUCCACAACCAUUCGACAUUUGUGGGGAAGAUCUGGCUCACUGUACUGAUUGUCUUCCGGAUUGUCCUUACGGCUGUAGGAGGGGAGUCCAUCUAUUAUGAUGAGCAAAGCAAAUUUGUAUGUAACACAGAGCAGCCAGGCUGCGAGAACGUCUGCUAUGAUGCCUUCGCGCCCCUCUCCCAUGUGCGCUUCUGGGUGUUCCAGAUCAUCCUGGUGGCAACCCCGUCUGUGAUGUACCUGGGCUACGCCAUCCACAAGAUCGCCAAGAUGGAGCACGGCGAAGCAGACAAGAAGGCGGCUCGGAGCAAACCCUAUGCCAUGCGUUGGAAACAGCACCGGGCUCUGGAGGAAACAGAAGAGGACCAUGAAGAGGAUCCCAUGAUGUAUCCGGAAAUGGAAUUGGAGAGUGAAAAAGAAAAUAAGGAGCAGAACCAACCUAAACCCAAGCAUGAUGGCCGACGGCGGAUUCGGGAAGAUGGACUUAUGAAAAUCUACGUGCUGCAGUUGCUGGCAAGGACUGUGUUUGAGGUGGGUUUUCUGAUAGGGCAGUACUUCCUGUAUGGCUUCCAAGUCCACCCAUUUUAUGUGUGCAGCAGACUUCCUUGCCCUCAUAAAAUCGACUGCUUUAUAUCUAGGCCCACUGAAAAGACCAUCUUCCUUCUAAUAAUGUAUGGUGUUACAGGCCUUUGCCUAUUGCUUAACAUUUGGGAAAUGCUUCAUUUAGGGUUUGGGACAAUUCGAGACUCACUAAACAAUAAAAGGAGGGAACUGGAAGAUCCGGGUGCUUAUAAUUACCCUUUCACUUGGAAUACUCCAUCUGCUCCCCCUGGCUAUAACAUUGCCGUCAAACCAGAUCAGAUACAGUACACCGAACUGUCCAACGCUAAGAUCGCCUACAAGCAAAACAAGGCCAACAUCGCCCAGGAACAACAGUAUGGCAGCCAUGAGGAGAACCUCCCAGCCGACCUGGAGACUCUGCAGCGGGAGAUCAGAAUGGCCCAGGAACGCUUGGAUCUCGCAAUCCAGGCCUACAGUCACCAAAACAACCCCCAUGGACCCCGAGAAAAAAAAGCCAAAGCAGGGUCCAAAGCUGGGUCCAACAAGAGCAGUGCUAGUAGCAAAUCAGGGGAUGGGAAGACCUCCGUCUGGAUUUAAUCUUGGCGGGGCUUGAAACCAGUGCUUUUCAUAGUGCAUGGUAAGCAGCGGCUCACUGAAUAAUGACUUCCAUUGAGUAAACAUUUGGCUCUGGUUAUCUUCAGGGAUGCUGUUGGCUCAUGAUCCAAGCUCAGGGGACUCUGAAAGCGGGGCUGGGACAAGGGAAAGAAAAGGGGAAAACACAGUGUUCCUGGGCACAUAUUCCAGCAAUAAUACAGUUAUGGAACUUUACAUAUAUGUCUUCCAGAUCUGGAAAAGAACAAAUAUAUUUAAAUCAUUCUUUUUGAAAAGUUUUUGUAUGUACAGUAUUAUGGUACUUUUUUUAGUAUGAGAAUUUUUUUUGUAUUUGUAUAUUGGACCACUGUAGUUAUACUUUUAUAUUAAAGGAAAAAAAAUCCUUAAGGUAAUGCCUACUAGGCUAGUGUUAUUACUUUUCAGCAAAUGCAACCCUGGGUUUAAAGGUUUCAUAGAUGCUACACCUAAUAAAAGUGGCUCUUGUGUUGCCAGGAAGAGUUCAGAUAUGUAAGGAGCCAGAGGAGGAAGCAUCAGUUUUUAGUCUUGGAAAGAAAGUCCACAGUAGCAGGAGGCUCGGGUCUUUUCUCCUUUACUUAAGAGGUUCUUGAGUCUCAUUCAUGUACCGAGACUUGUAUCUCAUCUUUGAAAACCUGUUUGUGUUUUCAAAGGGUAUAAAUGAUUCCCUGCAAGAUUCCUGUAGUUACCAAGCAUUACCAGCAUUUCCCUUGGUGGUGUGUAUAUAAUUUAAGUUCUUUCAAAAGGCUUGCAGACAGAGGUAUCUCCAGCCUGGUAGCAGUGCAGAGUCCCUGUCCUGAGGUGUGACGAAGAGUCCUGUUGCACAGCAAAGCGUCAGAAAUGAGCCCCACCACGCUGCAGUUCAGUUGUGGACCUGUUGCCUGAAAUCUCUACCUAGAAACCUGCCUCUUGGGUUGCUCAAGAAACCAGUGACGGAUAUUUUCUUUACAUAUUAACAUUAGAAAUACAAAAAUUCCCCUAUAGGCUAAGAAAACUCAGAGCUUCUUGCACUGUGUAUGGCAGAAGGCCUAAAUCUGAAUUCAAUAAUUUUUUAUAAUUUACUGUAAAACUUAAAAUUUCUAUACUUCUGCCAGUGUGGAUUUCUGUGUGGAAACCAGUCAGGACAGGGAUUCUGCCUGUAAAUAGACCUAAAGAGAAUUUCAGUAUUUAUUCCUUAUAGGCAUAUCUGUUUGUUAAUGACAAGCAUGAGGGUUCACAUAACACCCCUAAUUUGUAGCAUUUUAUUGAUGUUUUCCGUCCUGGAUUAUGUUGGAGAGCUUUGCUCUCGCAUCACGUUCACAUUAUUUGUCUCUGAGUGUAUAAGCAUCUGAGUAAGAAUUUGGUAAAGAUUUAAAGGAAGGGGGGCUUUUGCUUCCCAGGGAGCAUUUCCAUUUGAGUGUGUCACUCUCCUAAGACGAAGCAAGCCACCUCUGACUUUGGAAUUCCCAAAGUAUUACUUUUUAUGUCUUAGUUUUAGAACAUCAGUUCUUUAUUAUUUAGGAGAAUCCUGGGGCAGCACCCUUAGGUCAUUUCUUUUUCAUUUCUUUCUUUCUUUGUUCUACUCAGUAGAAAAUUUAAAAUGAUCUUCU